Messenger RNA from Puma concolor (puma), 1367 nucleotides. The record is from RefSeq and is a predicted model, not a curated record. Lineage: Eukaryota; Metazoa; Chordata; Mammalia; Carnivora; Felidae.
AUGUCCCUCAGAAGCUGGAACCCCACAAUGGUGGCCCAGGGUGUCCUCUGGGUCCUGUUUGGAUUGCUGCUGCGGCCGGAGCCCGGGACAGCAACCCUGCCCCUGCUCAUGGACUCUGUCAUCCAGGCCCUGGCUGAGCUCGAGCAGAAGAUACCAGCCACCAAGGCCAGGCACACUGCUUCUGCAUGGCUGCUGUUAGCCCAGGAGUCGGGUCCCCGCGAUCUUGUCCAUCACUUCCUGCUGGAGGGGCGGAGUCUCAAGGCCACCAGGCUGGAUCCCCACCAACUGAGCCCAGAGCUUCGAGGUCUAACCAAGGACGUGGUCCAACAUGGUGUUCGGGCCGGGCAGGAAUAUGGAGUUGUGCUGGCACCCGAUGGCUCAACGGUGGCAGUGGAGCCUCUUCUGGCGGGGCUGGAGGCAGGGCUGCAGGGGUACAGGGUUGUAAACCUGCCCUUGGACAGCACAGCCAGCCCUCUGGAUGCUGGAGCCACCUUUGCAGACACUGAAGCCACGGUUCCCGAUGUAAGAGCCACAUCUCCAGGGUUCAGGGAUGCCCUUCCAGAUGUCAUCUCUGCAGAUGUUGGAGCCAUGUAUUCAAAUGUGAGAGCUGCAGAUCUAGAUGUCAAACCCACCUCUCCAGGUGUUAGACCUGGCUCUCCAGAUGUCCCCGUCACCUCUCCGGAUGUCCAAGCUCCCUCGCCAGGUACCAAAGUCAAGUCCCCGACUACGGUGGACAGCGUCCUGGUGGUCACCCUGGCCAGAGACCUGGGUCUGGCCUUCCUCCAGGGCCCUCAGACCUGGAGUCAUUCAGGCCUGGGAACCGACGGUUGCUGGGACCAGCUAUCUGCCCCCCGGACCUUCACACUCUUAGACUCCAAGGCAUCGCCAGUCACCAUGGCCUUCCUCAACGGUGCCCUGGAUGGGGCCCUCCUAGGAGAUUAUCUAAGCCGAACUCCUGAGCCCCGGCUACCUCUCAGCCACCUACUGAGCCAAUACUAUGGUGCUGGGGUGGCUGGAAAUCCAGGACUUUGCAGCAACCUCCGACGGCAGAACGGAGCUGCUCUGACUUCAGCCCCUACAUUGACCCAGCAGGUGUGGGGGGCCCUCAUCCUGCUACAGAAGCUGGAGCCAACACACCCUCAACUGCAGGGCAUGAGCCAAGAACAGCUGGCACAGGUAGCGACCAAUGCUACCAAGGAAUUCACUGAGGCCUUCCUGGCCUCCUUGACCCCUGAUGACGGCUCUUAUGCUGGAGCAACCCAUAAUGUGAAACCCAGAACAGCCAGGAGGGCUUCUAGAAGAUCCAGAAGGAAGCCACCUCCAAUGAUCCUGCCAGCCUCAGACCUCCAAUAAAGAGACAGUGGAAA